UAAGUAUUGUCAUUAUUCAGUGGAUAUAAUAUAUUUUUAUAUUUGUUUUUACAGAAGGAAAAUAUACAAAAAAAGUUAAAGUCAAAAAAACAUUUUCAGACUUCUGUAAAGCAGACUCUCAUCGCUAAUCGAAAGAAAGAGGGAAUAGCAAACUUGACCUUCACUUCGGAUGAAUCAAUAAUGACUAAUUCUAUAGAAAAGCUCGAUCUGUUAUCAAGUUCAAAAAAGCAAUUAGAAAACCCACUUGGUCAGAAAAUGGAUAGUUUACAAAUUGCUAUCACGAAACUCACAAGUGAAAUUUCUACAUUAAAUAAAACUUUAAAGGAUAGAAAUAAUAAGAUCGAAUCAGUUAAUAAUGUUUCCAAUGAAAAACCAUUUAGCCUUGAUCCGCACACAAAUAAUUACUACCUACAGUAUCCUGUGGACGAAGAUCUUAAUCCUACAAAUAUAAAUGUUCCAUCUGAUCUAAAUGACUUCAAUAUGGAAAUGGCUAUUGUCAUUGAUCAAGAGAAAGAAAUCAAAGAUGUGCCAAAAGAAAGAAAUGAAAGAAAAGAGAAGAAUAAUCAUUCUAAACAAUUGCUGAGUUCAAAAGAAACAAAUAUCAAUGUCCAAGAUGAUGUUACUGUAUCAUCAAUAAAAACUGGAAUAGAGGAAAAUAUUCAAGUGAAAUGCAAAACCGUUUCCAGAUCAUUAUUUUCACAAUUGAGUGAUUCGAAACUAAAUAAAUCCAUUGUUCUUAUCGGCGGCAUUGAAGUGUCACAAGAAAAAUUAGCUCAAUGUUCACGAAAAGCAUCAUUAACCAAAUUUGUGAAGGAUGUGAUGCUUCUUAUUUUUACUGAACAAGAAAUGGCUAAUUCUUCGCUGACUGGCACUACACCGAACCUACACGCAAAUCAUAAAGAUGAUGUACUUCAGAAACAGAAGUUGGAUCCAAUUCGAGUCAAAGCUUUACAUGAGUAUGUAGCAAAAGAAAUGCCAUCGAGAUACGAUGAAAAACUCGUGCAGGAAGCUAUAAAGCAAAAGCUGCAUUAUAUUAGCAAAAGAGUUCACGGGGUAGCGUUUAAAAAGGAGGCCAAAUUAUCAUCAACAUAAGAUAAAAGAUGGAUAUAUAAUAUAUAUAGCUAAGUUUUUAUAGAUUAUAUCGUUUUUAUUAUUUUAAUUUCAUGAAUCAAAAUGAACACGCACGUUUAAUUUACUCUGUUUUUUGUGCAAUUAUUUUUUGUUUUUACGUAAACAAGAUAUAAAAAAAAAUUAAAAAUUGAUAGAUGAAAAUUUUGUUCGGUUCCUCCAUUUGAACCAUACACAUUUAUUUUCUGUUGAUUUGAUGCAGAAGGUGUGUUAGCUGUCACGAACUUAACACUUCUUGUGUGUCAACUAAAUAAAUGUUUUAAAUCAACAGAAAAAUGUAUGUACAUUAAAUGGAUCGAACAACGAACUGUAUAGUGUAUCUAGCGAAAAUAAUUUUUAUUUCUGUUAUAUAUAUAUAGUAGUAA
Nylanderia fulva is the source of this 1493-nucleotide messenger RNA. The record is from RefSeq and is a predicted model, not a curated record. NCBI's taxonomy places the organism in Eukaryota, Metazoa, Arthropoda, Insecta, Hymenoptera, Formicidae.